CAGUUUCCAUCCCCAUCCCCAACCCAAACCAAAACCCACCCGCCCUCUCUCUCUCUCUCUCUCUCUCUCUCUCUCUCUCUCCCUGUACAUUUGCCCAACCGGGUCGAGAGGGGGAGAGAGAGCUCCUGUGGCAGCGAAGCUAUGGGUCCGCCUCCCGCGAUGCCGGAAGCCCCAAAAUCGGUCUGCGUCAUGGACGCCUCCGGCUACCUCGGCUCGCGCUUGGUCCACCAUCUUCUCCGCAGAGGCUACAACGUUCAUGCUGCCGUCAACAACGGAGGAGAGCUGGAGUUCCUGCAACGACUAGCGGGAGAGGAUAAUAAGUGCCUGAAACUGUACUCUUGUGAUCCCUUGGAUUACCAGAGUAUAGUAGAUGCUAUCAAGGGAUGUUGUGGAUUGUUCUACAGUUUUGAGCCUCCAAAAUAUCAAACAGCCUACGAUGAUCUGAUGAUGGAGGUUGAGGUCCGAGCAGCUCACAAUGUACUGGAAGCAUGCGGGCAAACAGAGAGCAUGGAGAAGGUGGUCUUUACCUCGUCUGUGGCUGCCGUCAUCUGGAAAGAAAACCGGAAGAGCAUGGCCGAAUUCGACGAGCGACAUUGGAGCGAGGCCAACUUCUGCAGAAAUUUCAAGCUCUGGUACGCCCUGAGCAAGACGUUGGCUGAGAAGACUGCGUGGGCACUAGCUAUGGACCGGGGAGUCAACAUGGUCUCAGUCAACAGUGGGCUUUUAACUGGCCCGGACCUAGGCGCAGCACACCCAUACCUCAAGGGAGCGGCGGAGAUGUAUGAGGACGGAGUCUUGGUCACGGUGGAUGUUGACUACUUGGUCGAUGCGCACAUAGGCGCUUUCGAGAAGGAGUCGACCUUUGGGCGCCACAUUUGCUUCAACCGACUCAUCAACCGCGAGGAGGACGCGGUCGAGCUGGCUCGCCUCUUGGCUCCAAGCGCAACCUACCUACCUAACAGCAAGGAUUCAAAAAUGUACGAGCAAAGGAUCAGCAACAAGAAGCUGAAUAAGAUAAUGGUGGAUUUUACCGGCGGGAUCAGGGAUGAGUGAGGCAAUAUAUGUACCCUGGGCCAGUGAAUAACGGCGGCAGAAGAUGUUAUAUGUACACAUCUGUCUCUCUGUACUUAUGAAGUACGUGUGAUUGGUAUCUUUAAUGCAAAAGUGUUAAGUAUUUUGGUUC
This is a messenger RNA of Nymphaea colorata (pocket water lily), 1183 nucleotides long. RefSeq names its product cinnamoyl-CoA reductase-like SNL6. The record is from RefSeq and is a predicted model, not a curated record. Bases 142 to 1053 code for a protein of 303 amino acids. The transcript is spliced from 5 exons. Lineage: Eukaryota; Viridiplantae; Streptophyta; Magnoliopsida; Nymphaeales; Nymphaeaceae. Gene Ontology annotation, molecular function: oxidoreductase activity, acting on the CH-OH group of donors, NAD or NADP as acceptor.